UGGAGGAGCGGAGACUUCUGACGUCAGGCGAGGAGAAUGACAAGCGCGUCCAAUGAGGGGCCGAGGAUGUGCAGCGCGAGGACGGAGCUUCCGACAGAAGGCUAAUAACCAUGCCAACCGAGGAAUAUAGCGCGCGCCUCUGACUGGGGAGAAAAGGGGAGAACGAGAGGGGGGGGAACCCGAAAAGAAGAACAUAUUUUUAAGAAUUACAUGCACAGUGGAGGAUAAAAGACAAGAGGGACAUCCUGGUUUCCUGCAGGGGGGAAGAAGAAGAAGACAAGCUGCUAUGAUUCUCUCCCUGGCCGCGGCGGCAGCCAUGAGUAGCGGCAGCGGCGGCAGCCUCAACUCCUCCUCCCCCCUCGACCCCUUCGACUCUUCCACUUCCUGGAGUCUGGCCGAGGACCCCUCCAACUCCUCCUCUGAGCCAGUCGUGCGAACUCUGACCCCUGACCUCCAGCCAGCGACCACCGCUGUAGCUGUGCAGGAAGUCAGCCCCUGGGAUAUUGCGCUUUGUGUGACCGGGACGCUCAUCUCCUGCGAGAACGCUCUGGUGAUCGCCGUGUUGUUCUACACACCGACGCUCCGCGCUCCGAUGUUCAUCUUGAUUGGAUCGCUGGCGGUGGCGGAUCUUCUGGCCGGCCUGGGCCUCAUCUUGAACUUUGUCUUCACCUAUUUGGUUGACAGCUCGGUGGAGUUCGUGACCCUGCUGUCAGUCGGACUGCUCAUCUCUGCCUUCUCGGCGUCCGUCCUCAACAUCCUCGCCAUCACAGUGGACCGUUACCUGUCGCUGUACAAUGCCCUGACCUACCACACCGAACGGACAGUCACCUUCACCUACGUGAUGGUGGUCUUCAUAUGGGUGUCGUGCCUCACGCUCGGCUUGCUGCCGGCGCUCGGCUGGAACUGUCUGAAGGACGAGUCCACGUGCAGCAUCUGCUGGCCUGUCACCAAAAACAAUGCUGUGGCGCUCGCCGUCACCUUCUUGCUUGUCUUCGCUCUGAUGAUGCAGCUCUACCUGCAAAUCUGCAAGAUCGCCUUCCGCCAUGCGCAACAGAUUGCCGUGCAGCACCAGUUCGUGGCCAUCUCCACCACCAAAGGCGUCUCUACACUGUCGGCCAUCCUGUGUGCCUUCGGGGCGUGCUGGCUGCCGUUUGCCAUGUACUCCAUCGUGGCUGACUCCAGCUACCCUGUAAUAUACACCUACGCCACGGUCCUCCCAGCCACCUGCUGCUCUGUGAUCAACCCCAUCAUCUAUGCGUUCCGCAACCCGGACAUCCAGAAGUCACUGUGGAUGGCCUGCUGUGGGUGCGUCCCAUCCAACCUCUCCCUCAGACCCAGGACCUCCAGUGACGUGUAGCAGGGGAGGUUGGUUUCCCUCUGAUGCUUGACGCAGAGUCAGGGUUGUAAGGUGGGAGAGGGCGAAACUGGGGGAUCAAGAGGAGAGUGGAAGGUCAAAGGUUAUGUCUGGGGAAAGAGAUUUCCUCUAGUCUUCAUUAUCAGGGCUGGUAGGCUGACGGCAAACGCACAGCUGGCCACAGUAAAAGUGGCACCUUACAUGUGGAGAAGGGAGGCGUGAUGAAGAUCAUGUUACGUUGUGGCUUGGAGAGCUGACGGAGGUGGCGGGAAACUAACUGCAAAAGCCUGAUUAAGGUAUCCUCAUGACGGUUGGUGGAGAGUGGCAGGCAGGGAGUGUGUCAGCUGACUUUUGCAACUGACCUCCUUUAGGAUGCCAGCAGUGAGGUCUACUUCUCCAGAGUAGCAUAUAUGUGAUGGUGGGGAUGAAUCUCCAUAGGAGCUGAGUUUGGGCAGCACUGCAUGGUUAUGCAAUCAGAAGGAGUGAAACAAGCUUAAAAUACUGUACGUGUUUUCACUGAUGUGUUUGAAAUGAAGUGACUUGUGGAUAAAAAUACCAUGAGCUAAAUAUACACAACGGAUGACCUUGAGUAUUCUCAAUGAGCUAUCUUCUGUCUUCAUUUUCUCCUGAUAGGGAAAAGCAGAAUAUUCCCUCCCUUGAAACAUAUUUUAACAACCAUGUCCCCUUGAUCUGACGUAGACCAGAGAGUGCAACAGCACCCAACUCUCACGCGUUGAAAAGCCUGUUUUUGACUCUUCCCAAUGCCAACAGCACAAUCUGCAUUUUGUCAAACCCUGAAAAGCAUGUCAGCGCGUGGAGCUGGCCACAGAUGACAAAACUCCUCCUAAUCACGCAUCCCUUCUCAUUCUCUCAAACUGGCUCCUAAUGCACACACAACCCCGGCUAGACUUCAGAGCCCGCAGAAAGAUUUCCAUGUCCAUGCUGGUGUGUGUGUGUGUGUGUUUGCUCU
Messenger RNA from Scatophagus argus, 2324 nucleotides. RefSeq names its product G protein-coupled receptor 185 b (gene gpr185b). Gene Ontology annotation, cellular component: membrane. Bases 287 to 1357 code for a protein of 356 amino acids. NCBI's taxonomy places the organism in Eukaryota, Metazoa, Chordata, Actinopteri, Scatophagidae. Gene Ontology annotation, molecular function: G protein-coupled receptor activity. Gene Ontology annotation, biological process: G protein-coupled receptor signaling pathway. The record is from RefSeq and is a predicted model, not a curated record. The transcript is spliced from 2 exons.